AUGUUCACAGUACUGACAAUCUGCUUUAGGAAAGAACAACCCAAGACCAUGCCUUCCUCAAGCGACCACAACACAGACAAAGAACGCCGCUUGAUCGGCAUCUUCAUCCACUCCUGCGUCCGUCUCUUCUAUGCCGAGCAACACAACCUAAUCAUCCACCUCACUUCCGCAUUCGGCGCAGUCCUCGAAAUGGAAGAAGAAAACCUCGAAUUCCAACUCGAAGACAAGGAUGGACAAGAACUGGUUCAUGCUGAAGAAGCCAGACUGGCCAGAUGGAAGAAUGGCACCAAGAGUGCGCUUGUGUGGUCGGCUGCAGAGCUUGUGGAGGAUGUGGCCAGGGAUACGGUGGGCGAGUUUGGUGUUGUGGAGCAGGAGGUCAUGUUUCAGCUUGCUGAGGACAUGUAUGAUGCUGCUAGGAAGUUGAAGACGCCCAAGAUUGAUUACAUGACCAUCGACGACUGA
Molecule: messenger RNA, 462 nt
Organism: Aureobasidium melanogenum CBS 110374
Lineage: Eukaryota; Fungi; Ascomycota; Dothideomycetes; Dothideales; Saccotheciaceae
Exons: 1
Coding region: 1-462 (153 amino acids)
Source: RefSeq, a predicted model, not a curated record